AUGUUUGUGGCCUUUGUAUCUCACCAAUGGCUGGGAUUUGCCCACCCAGAUCCCAUGGGCUGUCACACGUCCAUGCUGCGGGACACCUUGCUGGCGGCGAUCGACGGGACCUUGGCGUCCGACAUCGUGACGCAGAACCGCGGCGGAGCCACGCGCAGCUUCUCCGCCGAGACGCGGCAGCAACUGGCCGAGGGGUACCUCUUUUUAGAUUGGUUCGCGAUCCCUCAGAUCACAGCCCGGAUGCCAGGCGUGAACGAGGAGGUUUGCAAGUCGGAGGCGGCCAAAGCGGUGCAAAGCAUCCCCGCCUACGUGGAGGCGGCGGAUUUAUUCAUCGCGCUGGUUCCUGAGGUGAAGCACCAGGACCGAGGGGCAUACUGCAACUACACGAGCUGGCUUUCACGUGGCUGGUGUCGUGCAGAGCUUUGGUGCCGACUCCUCUCACACAAACCAGACACUGGGGUGAUCCUCCUGCACAGCACCAAGGAUGUGAGGUAUAUGUUUCCCUUGGAUUGGCAAUUGAACACCAUUGUGGAUGGCGAGUUCACGGUGGAAGAAGAUCGUGACGUGGUCGCCAAGCUCGGAGAAGUGGCGGUGGACGAGAAGAUCCGAAGUCUCAGAGACUUGCAUGUGGUUGGAGCAUGUUGGAACAAGCAAAGGGUGUGCCUGGUGUCAAAGCUGGGUGUAGCCGGGAUGUAG
Messenger RNA from Durusdinium trenchii, 696 nucleotides. The record is from the annotation of a GenBank genome assembly. NCBI's taxonomy places the organism in Eukaryota, Dinophyceae, Suessiales, Symbiodiniaceae.